AUGGCCAUCGCUGUCGACCCCGUCAUCUUGGCUGCCUUUGGGGAGCCCCCGGAGGGCCUGGACCUCGAGGAACGUCGGGUCGUAAACCACAACGUCGCCGUGUGUGUUUCCCUGGGCCUCGCCGUGGCGGCCGUGGCCUUGCGGCUGUAUGUGCGCAGACUGAAAGGGGCCCGGCUUUGGUUCGAUGACUAUGCCAUCAUCUUUAGUACUUUUUGCUGUGGCGGAACCGUGGCCAUUACCGUUUUGGCAGGGCAAUACGGUGCCGGUGAGCACGUCUGGGCAACAAAUAUCCCCCGACUAUUAAAUCUUCUCAAGGUUAUUUAUGCUGAGGGAUACGUUUAUGGGUUGGCUGUCACCGCCACUAAGAUCAGCAUCCUCCUCUUUUAUCGCCGUCUCCUCUACUCAAGCCCAUCACCGAGGAGCCUGUUCUCCAUCCUAUACUGGGUGGCCUUCUUUCUCGCAACCUCCUACCCCGUCAUCCUUUGGGUCAUCAUGGCCACGGCUUGUCGGCCGAUAAGCUUCUAUUGGAACCAGUACGCCGGUGCUGAGGGUCAAUGCAUUAAUAUUAAAAGCUUCUUACUAGCUUUGGGAAUCAUCAACAUGCUUAACGACAUUAUGAUUCUGACUGUUCCUAUUCCGAGGAUUCUCGAGCUUCAAUUGAGCAAAAAGUUGAAGGCUUCAACCAUUGGAAUUAUGUUACUCGGGGGCUUCGUUUGUAUUGCCAGCAUUGUGCGCAUUUAUUACAUAUACCAAUUCUCUCGAAAACUAGAUGCCACAUGGUGGAUGGGUCCCACCAUGGCAUGGUCCAGUAUCGAGCCAUCUAUUGCCAUCGUAUCGGCCUGCCUUCCCACGUUUGCGCCACUCUUUCGAUUCAACAGACCACACAGGUCAGGAAGCAACCCAUACUACAUCAGCGACAAGACGGUCGCAUCAAGAAAGGGAACACAGGUGGCCAAUGAGGACGACGAGGUUGAGCUUACCUGCAAGGUGGUAGCAAGAGAUGCGGCUUCAAGUCAAGGGUCGGAUAGCAAGAGGAACUCAAUUGAGGAGAGGGGUAUCGUUGUAAGUACCCACGUGUCGGUUGUCUCAAGUGGCAGGAAAGGGCCUCGCCAUAAAUUGGGUUCGGUAUCCAGCGUGGAGUAG
This is a messenger RNA of Ilyonectria robusta, 1143 nucleotides long. RefSeq lists its product as uncharacterized. NCBI's taxonomy places the organism in Eukaryota, Fungi, Ascomycota, Sordariomycetes, Hypocreales, Nectriaceae. The transcript is spliced from 6 exons. The record is from RefSeq and is a predicted model, not a curated record. Bases 1 to 1143 code for a protein of 380 amino acids.